AUGGCAGUGGGAUUAAUCUUGGCCUAUUUGGAAAAGUAAAAUUAUUAUAAAAAAUUAGUUACUUAUCUAUGAGUGGUCAAUAAAUACUACUACUUGAAAACUAACAUUAAAUCAAAAAAAUUGAUCAUUUUUAUUUGAUUUUGAGGAAAGAUUUAUAAUCAAAAUGA
Molecule: messenger RNA, 167 nt
Organism: Paramecium sonneborni
Lineage: Eukaryota; Ciliophora; Oligohymenophorea; Peniculida; Parameciidae
Source: the annotation of a GenBank genome assembly